CAAAGGGGCGUGGCCUGUUCACCAUUGCCCGUUUCUCUCCUGUUGUUAACUUGCUAGCUAAACAGGCUAGCUGUUGCUAGCGUCUUUGUUCGCUCAGCAUCGUUAAUGGUAAACCAAGUUAAGUCAAGAUUUAAAACGUGCUACUUGGUUAUUGUACAUAGUUCAACGUUACUUCUUUCCCGUCAUCAUGGACGAGGAAUAUUACAGCAGUGCAGGAGAUUGGGAAGGCACGGAGGGUAACGUUAACAUGGAGGAUGGCUAUGUUGAAGGGGAGAAUGAUGGGAAAAUCCAGGAAGAUUGUCUGCAGAAGUUCUCCAGCAGAGACUACAUCAUGGAGCCUGCGAUCUUCAACACCCUCAAAACGUAUUUCCUAGCAGGUGGCUCUCCAGAACAUGUGAUCCAGCUUCUCUCUGAAAACUACUCGGCUGUGGCUCAGACAGUUAACCUGCUGGCAGAAUGGCUCAUCCAGAUGGGUGUGGAGCCUGCUCAGGUUCAAGAGCGAGUAGAAAAUCACCUUAAGAGUCUCCUGAUUAAGCACUUUGACCCCCAGAAAGCAGAUUCUAUUUUCACUGUUGAGGGAGAGACUCCUGCUUGGCUCGAGCAGAUGAUCGCACACACGACAUGGAGGGAUCUCUUCUAUAAGCUGGCAGAGGCUCACCCAGACUGCCUGAUGCUCAACUUCACUGUAAAGCUCAUUUCAGAUGCAGGUUACCAGGGUGAGAUCACCAGUGUGUCUACAGCAUGUCAGCAGCUGGAAGUUUUCUCCAGAGUACUGAGGACAUCUCUAGCCACACUACUCGAUGGAGGAGAAGAAAACCUUGAGAAGAAUCUGCCAGAAUUUGCUAAGAUGGUGUGUCACGGCGAGCACACCUACCUGUUCGCCCAGGCCAUGAUGUCGAUCCUUGCUCAGGAGGAACAGGGUGGUUCAGCCGUGCGCCGGAUCGGCCAGGAGGUGCAGAAGUCGGCACAUGAAAGAGGCCACGAUGCCAGUCAGAUAACCCUGGCCCUCGGUACGGCAGCAGCCUAUCCUCGAGCCUGCCAGGCGCUGGGUGCCAUGUUGUCUAAAGGAGCCCUGAAUCCUGCAGAUAUCACAGUACUGUUCAAGAUGUUCAGCAGCAUGGACCCUCCUCCUGUGGAGCUGAUCAGAGUUCCUGCAUUUCUGGACCUGUUCAUGCAGUCACUGUUUAAGCCUGGGUCAAAGAUCAACCAGGACCAUAAACACAAAUACAUCCAUAUCCUGGCCUACGCUGCCAGUGUGGUGGAGACGUGGAAGAAGAACAAGCGAGUCAACAUCAAUAAAGAUGAGCUGAAGUCGACUUCCAAGGCCAUAGAGACUGUUCACAACCUGUGCUGCAACGAGAACAAAGGAGCUACGGAGCUGGUGGCUGAACUGGGCACCUUGUACCAGUGCAUCCGGUUCCCAGUCGUUGCUAUGGGGGUUUUAAAGUGGGUGGACUGGACGGUGUCUGAGCCGCGGUACUUCCAGCUCCAGACUGACCACACUCCAGUACAUUUAGCUCUGCUGGAUGAGAUCUGCACGUGUCACCAGCUGCUGCACCCACAGGUCCUCCAGCUGCUUAUCAAACUCUUUGAGACUGAACACUCCCAGCUGGACGUCAUGGAGCAGCUGGAGCUGAAGAAAACCCUGCUGGAUCGAAUGGUUCACCUGCUAAGUCGCGGCUACGUCCUGCCUGUGGUCGGUUACAUCCGCAAGUGUCUGGAGAAACUCAACACAGAUAUCUCCCUCAUUCGAUAUUUUGUCACAGAGGUGCUGGAUGUGAUCGCACCUCCCUACACAUCAGACUUUGUUCAGCUAUUCCUGCCCAUCCUGGAGAACGACAGCAUUGCAGGAACAAUCCGCACGGAGGGGGAACACGACCCUGUUGCCGAGUUCAUUGCUCACUGUAAGUCAAACUUCAUCAUGAUUAACUGAAGUGGAACGGGACACUUAAUGUUCUCGUUAGAGACGGCACCAGAAAGACUGGACAGAGAUAUGAGAUCUCCAUGAUGAUAAGCAGAUGCUCUGCUUGACACUGACGUACAUAGCUUGGAGACGAACUUUUCAGUUUGAGCAAGUGAACUGCUGUUGAGGUAACAAAAAAAAGCAAAUGUCACUGAGCUGGAUGAUGGACAAGCAUAAUAAUAGGACAGACUUGUCAACGGAGAGGCCUCUGAGGAUGCAGCUCAGUGUUCUCCUGUAGAGGUAGAGCACAGUUAGGUCACACCCAAACUGGGAAGAAAAUCAGUUCCUCUCGCUCCAUUGACUUUGUAUUGGGCGAAGGUGCCUCUUUGACAAAAUGUCCUUUUACAAAAAAAACUGAAAAAUGCCUAAAAAGCUGCAGUCUGACAGAAUGCAGCAUCAACAAGGCAAAGAAGCCAGAGCUAAAGUUUUAAAACCAAACCUAUAAGAAGUGAGGGAUUAGCAGGAAGAACGGGGAAACUGGGAUCCUGAUGCUCAAAAUGCCUUUGGGUGCAGCAACCAUUUUGUCUCUAAGUAAAAUACCCCAAAGUUAGUUUAGGUUACUAUAUUUCUGUAAGUUAACUAAGGCAUUUUGAUAGUAUUUCCAAGUUUGCAUUAUAAAUCAAAGUUAUGUAGUAACAUGUUUGCGCGUGCUUUAGCUAACUACAGCAGCUUGCUAACAUUCCAACAGCGAGCUUGUCCGAUCAUCAUUUUAGUUAACUGCCCCCACCUUCCCUCUAAAUAUGACACUACUUUAGAAAUAAAGUGUCAUUUUCCUCCCUUGUGCUAUAUGUUAGCAAGCUACUGUAGUUAGCUAAGGGACCUGCAGAUGCAGCUUGCUGCACACAGACGUGUCCAGUGUCAGGGUCCCUGUUUCACCAUGUCUUAAAGCAUUUUAAAUUUAUUUGUGAAAUCAGCAGCUCUUUAAAAUUUUAACUCUGGGUUCUUUGCCUUGUAGGUACUGUAUCUUAUUACAAUGUAGUUUUUUGGCAUUUUGUUUUGUUUAAAAACAAUUGUCAAAGAAGCACCUUCAAUCAGUACAAAGUCAAUGGAGAAAAAGUGGGUGUAGCUUUCACAGUAGCUCUGUUUCUGUAUUUGUUGUUUCAGGCUGUUUUAAAAUAAAAACCCUAACAGAAUA
Messenger RNA from Monopterus albus (swamp eel), 3098 nucleotides. It is a transcript of the gene nelfcd, whose product is annotated as negative elongation factor complex member C/D. The transcript has 15 exons. Lineage: Eukaryota; Metazoa; Chordata; Actinopteri; Synbranchiformes; Synbranchidae. Bases 188 to 1933 code for a protein of 581 amino acids. Gene Ontology annotation, molecular function: RNA binding. The record is from RefSeq and is a predicted model, not a curated record. Gene Ontology annotation, biological process: negative regulation of transcription elongation by RNA polymerase II. Gene Ontology annotation, cellular component: NELF complex; nucleus.